Molecule: messenger RNA, 3132 nt
Organism: Eremothecium gossypii ATCC 10895
Lineage: Eukaryota; Fungi; Ascomycota; Saccharomycetes; Saccharomycetales; Saccharomycetaceae
Gene: NAB6
Product: Nab6p
Exons: 1
Coding region: 1-3132 (1043 amino acids)
Cellular component (GO): cytoplasmic stress granule
Molecular function (GO): mRNA binding
Source: RefSeq, marked provisional
AUGACCAACUACCAGCGGUUAGGGCCCCUCGGGCAGGCGGUGCCAGGGCCCGGGGCAGGGGGGCAGCCGGCCUCCUCAGGGCCGGCGCAGGGGCCGGGGACAGGGCCGGGGCAGCCGGCACGGUUCUUUCCAGGGGCAGAGGGCAUGAGUCUCGCCGCGGGAAGCAUGCCGCCGGUGCCGCAGACGCCAUUUGACCCGACGUACGGGGCGUCGUUGCUACCAUCACACAUGCUCAUGGGUUCGCCGUUUCUUUCGACGCCGCUUCGGCCGCAGGCGCACUUCCACCCCUCGACGCCAGGACAUAGCAGCCACUCGCUGCACCACGCGCAGUCUGCACGGUCCUCGUUUCUCUAUUAUCCACAGCCCCCGAUGCUCAAGCCGAUCCCGCCGCGGCGGAAGAAAUCGGUAACGCUUAACCACAGCGAGCCUUACCAUAUCAACUUCAAGAUUCUGCCGAAGGGUAAGGACGAGUACAUGACUCGGUCCUUACUCUUGACAAACUUGGAGAUGCUGCGGGAUCUCGACAUACACAAUUUUCUCAACAGUUUUGUUAAAUUCGGGCCUGUGGAAUCGAUAUACCUUAUGGAUGACAACCAUUCGAUACUCCUCAGCUUUUUGACGAAGGCAACGUGUCUAGACUUCUACAAUAACUUACUACAGCGCUUCUCGGAGUUCAAAACAAAGCUACAUUCGCCAAAGCUUUCUGUCAGUUUCGUAUGCCAAGAUGAGAGCAGUUGGUUCAAGUAUUUGCAGAUGAAUGUCGUCACGAGGGGCGCUACGAGGUCGCUCACCGUGGAAUUUGAAGACUCAGUGAAGGAAUUGAACGAAGACUUUGUACGCCUGAAGUUCCCCUGGUUGUUCUGCUCGCAACGAUUUGUUCUUGAAAGGAUUGACUUGAUAAACGCAACCACAGUCAACCAACAUUUUGGAACCAGGUACAUGAUUCUCCAUUUUAUCAGUAUAUCAAUGGCCUUGGAAGUUGAUGACUUUUUGCAGCAACCUUCGCAGAAACGUCAACUGAAUAUUUCGCGAAUUCAGUUUGUUAACGUCAAUGGGCAUCACUCGAAACUUUCAGACGAAGAGGCAGUUGCCGCUGCUAACGGCCUGCAACAAGAUUCGCGAACCUCUUCAGUUUCGUCCAUUUCUUUAUCUAUUUCGAAUACCGCCGAUCUAGCUGCAUUGUUUCACUCUUUAGAUCUGAGCCUGGAUACGUUAUCUUUGCAGGUUGUACCAUCGGAAUAUCCUACUCCUCUGAUAGAGCAGCAUUCAGAACACCUAACCUCGAUCACCAUAUCGAGACCAUCGAAGACAUUGGGCCCUUCCGCUUCUUUGAUAGAAAUGGAUUCCAAUGCCACUAACGCAGGCAACCAUCAUGGUGUCUCCAGUUCUUUAUCGGGCGUCUUAUUCAUGAAUGACCCUUCUUCUUCGGGUUCUACUCCUAUGAUUGUACCAUCAGAGCUCAACCUCAACACACCAGUCAUGGGUGGUCCUAUGCAAGGCCAACUCAUGCCAGGUCCCCCGCAGCCUAUGUCACUUCACAAUCCGAGCGAUGGUAACGGGGGAUCUCCUUCAUACUUUAUGGAUCCAAUGGUGGGCGCCCCUAUCGGUCAGACUCUACAGCGCCAGUACCUAGCAGGUGCGAGCCAAGCAAAUGGUAUAAACAACAGGACUGUCUAUAUUGGGAACAUCCACCCUAGAUCGAAACCAGAAGAUAUCUGCAACGUUGUACGCGGAGGUAUCUUACAAACGAUCAAAUGGAUAAGUUCCAAACGCAUAUGUUUUGUUACCUUUAUCGAAACAGCAGCUGCAGUUCAAUUUUAUGCAAAUGCCUCGCUAGAGCCAAUUGUUUUGCAUGGAAAUAUUUUGCGCGUAGGAUGGGGCCAGCCAAGCGGUGAGUUGCCGAAAAACAUUGCACUUGCUGUCACCAUUGGUGCUAGCAGAAACGUUUACGUUUCGCUACCGGAGUAUUCUUUCAAGGAAAAAUACAUCAACAACCCAGAGUUCAAGUUGUAUCAUGGGAAGUAUAAAUUACCUACCGAGGAACAGUUGAGGCAGGACUUUACGAAAUAUGGUCAGGUCGAGCAAAUCAACUACUUAGAAGAUGGACAUUGUUGCUGGGUCAACUUCAUGAAUAUUGCACACGCUAUCCGUCUAGUAGAGGAUUCGAACUCGCCGAUCGAAAAGAAUUUAGAGAAGUUUCACGCGCAAUUUGACGGUCGCUACAAGAAUUUAAUAAUCGGUUAUGGCAAAGAUAGAUGUGGGAACGUCAAUAAAAACCUGGCCGCAAACAAGAAUUCACGUUUUUACAAAAAGAUCAAAAAACAAAGCUAUAGUAUGAAGCAAGGAAAGCAGCCAAGGAAAGAAGAUGGCAUUGUUAAUUCAGAUGACCUUACGAAAAAUAAUGAGGUACUCCCUGGUGUUCAAAUGAAUAGUUCCAAAAAUGGGGGCGUUGGAGAAUCUCAAAGCCUAGUAGGCGAUCAGGAAUUAGCCGAAGGAUUGGGCAUUAGCCUGACCUCUGCUCAGAUUAGCCCAGACACUGGUCAUACACACCAUUAUAGUGAUGGAGUUGAAGAGGGUGAUGAGUGCGACGACGAUGACGCUGGAUAUUCAACUUCUGGCUCGUCGGAUAUCGAUAUUAUUGUUGCUCCUCCGGACGAAUUUAAACGGAGAGAAAGCGGUACAUCAAGCGGUAAGCACAAGAAAAAAUCCAAAUCAACCCGUAGGAAUCAGCACUCGAAUGCUGCCAGCUCAGCGUCUUAUAACCAGCAAUAUUCCUUGGGUUCAUUAGACCAUACUUCAUCGGCAGGGUCGCUCGAUGCGCCUCCGCCACUUGCACCAUCCUCAAUGCAACAGCAUCUUGCUGAUAGGCGCCCUCGUCACACCCCGGGAAGGUCUACUGACUCGUCAGCUUCUCAGUACAAUAGUCAAACUCCUACCAAUGCCAACUACAAAUCAAGGAGGAGACGGCAAGCGAAAUUUUCCAAACCGAUAGCUGGUCAGGAUGUCAUGAGCCAGUACUUGGAGCAGCUACACCAUUCGACUUUCCUGUAUGCGACGAAUAUACUUGGUGCGACAACUGUUCAGGAACCGCUGGGAGGAUAUUAUGACUCUAAUGGAAAUGAACAGCAUUAA